GCUGGCCCGCCACAACAUUAAUGAUAGACGAUAUUAAAUAGCGAUUAGCAAUUACGUAAUUGGACUAUUGGAGUUGCACUCGCACAUCUUAAUAUUUUUCGACGUGCGACGUGCUCAUUGCUCAAUACCUACAAUUGUCCUACAUUAUUAUAAGACUAUAAUAGUAGUAACUAGUAAGUUGUAACAUUACUGUUGUGUCAUGUCCGGUAAACGAAAGGGCGGAGCUGAAAAAGCCCGUGAAAAGAAAAGAUUGUUGCUUUUGAAUGCGAGCGAUAAAUGUUAUAAGUUAAAGGACAUGUUUUCAAAAAAUUCAAAACUUUCAAAUACGCCAAGUACAUUGAAAUCUGACACCAAUGCUGUUGGGCAAUCCAAUGAUAGAAUCGUUUUAAAUGAAAUAAAAGAUCUUGUUACAGUCGAAAAAAUCUAUUCAAGUUUAUCAAAUGAUAUGUUUGUUGAUACAUCACUGAAAACUAUGUCCAAUGUAACAAAUCUUAUUAUGGCAGAUAAAAUUGAUUCAAGUGUAUCCAAUGAUAGUAUUGUACCCGUACAUAAUAAUGAUCCGAUAAACCAACUUCCAGUGAAUCGUCUUGAACUCAGAAAUCGAAUAAGAGCUGGUCCAUACCGCCCAAUCAUGGAAUCUUAUCCAAAAACAAUGCAAGGAGCAUCAGAAAGAUCGUUUCAAAAAUCCUGGUUUGAAAAAUAUGUAUGGUUAGAAUAUAGUCCAUCUAAAGACCUAGCAUUUUGUUUUCCAUGUAGGAUCUUUAAGGGUAAUAAUUUAAACAGCAGUCAAUUAGAUGAUGCAUUUUCUAAAACUGGUUUCUGUAGUUGGUAUAGAGGUAUUAAUCGUUUUAAUAAACAUCAAAUUACUAAAUCCCAUAUUUUUAGUACCCAAGCAAUGGCUGAUUACUUAAAUACUACUUCUAUUGAUCAACAAAUAGAUAUAAGUAGAAAAGAAUAUAUUUCCAAAUGUGAAAGUGAUCGUUUGCACAAUAGAAAAAUUAUGAAGCGUUUGAUAGAUAUAACUUUGUGUCUUGUUAAAGGAGGAAGGCCUUUUAGAGGUCAUGAUGAAGGAGAAAAAAGUAAUCAAAAGAGUUUAUUCAAAGAAAUAGUUAAUACUUUUGCUAAAUAUGAAAUAGUUUUGAAAGAACACUUUGAAAAUGGCCCAAAAAAUGCAAAAUAUACCAGUAAUAGAAUCCAAAACGACCUAAUUAGUUCCAUACAUAAUGUUCUUAUUAAAAAAGUAAAAGCAGAUUUACAAAAUGUAUAUGUUUCAAUCUUAGCCGAUGAAACUAGUGAUGUUGGUCAUCAUGAGCAACUUUCAAUCGUUAUACGAUAUUUUGAUGAUCAAAUGAAUAGACCUGUUGAAACUUUUCUCGAUUUAGUACGGUUAGUUUCUGUUAAUGCUGAAUCUAUAUUCACAGCUAUAAGUAAUAUUAUACAUUCCAAAUUUGGUAUAGGUUGGUCAUCAAUAAUUGCUGUGUGUUUUGAUGGGGCCUCUACAAUGUCUGGUAAUAUAGGUGAGGUACAAAGAAAAUUCAAAGAGAUGAAUGCAAACAUUUUGUAUGUACAUUGCUAUGCACACUGCUUAAAUUUGUCAUUAAUUGAUUCAAUCACAAGUAAUACAAGUAACAAAAAUCAAGUAGUAUUUAACUUUUUAGGAUCUGUUCAAUUUUUAUACUCUUUCAUUGAAGGCAGCCCUACUCGACAUGCUAUUUUUGAAAAUAUAGCUAAAGAACAUGGGUCUAAUCUUCAAACGUUAAAGUCAUGCUCAACAACAAGGUGGGCAUGUCGCUCAGAGGCAGUAAAUGCUAUUAAACAUAACUAUAGAGCAUUAUUAAAAGCGUUAGACGAAAUAACAAAAAAGAGUUUGCUGCCAGAUGUAAAAAUGAAGGGCUUAGGACUUCUAAAGUCAAAUCAAAUCAUUCAAUUUUAUUUUUUGUAUGAAUAUGAUGCAACCUAUUUUACAACUAGUUUUAAAAGUGAGUUCUUCAUUACAAACUCCAAAGUUAGAUCUUUUAUCUGCAGUUAA
Messenger RNA from Rhopalosiphum maidis (corn leaf aphid), 2029 nucleotides. Its product is annotated as zinc finger MYM-type protein 1-like. Bases 200 to 2029 code for a protein of 609 amino acids. The transcript is spliced from 4 exons. The record is from RefSeq and is a predicted model, not a curated record. Lineage: Eukaryota; Metazoa; Arthropoda; Insecta; Hemiptera; Aphididae.